Molecule: messenger RNA, 878 nt
Organism: Stylophora pistillata
Lineage: Eukaryota; Metazoa; Cnidaria; Anthozoa; Scleractinia; Pocilloporidae
Molecular function (GO): protein binding
Source: RefSeq, a predicted model, not a curated record
UACAGUAACUGUGUUACUAUUAUUUUCAUACAAAAAUGCAUGUAUGUAUGAUAAUUUCCUUGGAAACUGAAAGAUGUAACCAAGUUUUUAAGUACUGUACUAUAUGAAAACAAAAGAAAGAAAUUAAAAAAAUAUUUCAGCAAAACAUUUAUUAUUGCUUACCAGAUAAUUAUGGCUAUUGCAUGUACAUGUACUCCUGAAUAUAGAGACAGAAAAAAACAGAAUGAUUUAUUAUUGUCUCAUGACACACACAAGGAAGUGGAGGAGUAGAAAGAAAGAGAAGAAAAUGAAGGAUGAAAAUGAUCAUCUGCUAAAAAAAGGAACAGCAUUCUUUGCAGUCACAGGUAUCUUUGUUGGAAAGUGAAGUAUUUGAGGAGGUGAUGUUGUGCCUUUCCAGCUUAUGGAUAACACAGAGAACAUGGAAGUCUCCUGUAGAAGGCCUGAAGAAUCAGCGGACAGUGGACAGACAGAAAUUUUUGAUACGGAAGAGGCUAAAGAUAAUGUAGUGGAAUCAAACACCAAAGAAUCAAAGCUUGAUGAUGUUGAGACAACAACUCCUUCUGGAACAUCCCAAAAGGAGCCUCACACAGAAGACUCAGAUGCUAAAAAUCCAGGAGGUUUUAGCAAUGGAAAAAGUGAUUCAGUCCAAACUGAGACAACAAAACCUCCAGUGAAUGAUUGUUCAUCUGAGAGCAGGGAAGAUGGCAAGGGAAAUGCUGUGGAAUCUGUAAUGCAUAAUGAGGAAACAAGCCAAGAAGGCAAAGAGCAAGAUCCAAACACUUGUGAUGAUUCAGGAGCACAACAAAAAGAGAAAACACUCAAAACUCUAGGGACUUUGGAAAUCAGCAAUGGAAAUGCCAGCAACUUAGACAGCCAAG